Molecule: messenger RNA, 306 nt
Organism: Prunus armeniaca (apricot)
Lineage: Eukaryota; Viridiplantae; Streptophyta; Magnoliopsida; Rosales; Rosaceae
Source: the annotation of a GenBank genome assembly
AUGUUGGGAGGUGGUGAAAAAUUGCAAAUGCUUCAGAAUUAUUCCCACGGGUCCCGCCGUUAUGUUAAACGAGAUGCACUCCGUGAUUCAAUGACAUCGGAUUCACCUCUCGAUUCCUCUAUGAGUCAAGACUCACCCAUCAAAAAGGAGCCAAGGCCCAUUGGCCGAAAGGCUACGAAUGCAAAGAAAGGGGGUAAUUCGAGCAGUAAUACAUCAAAAAUUUUGGAGGAAAUUGCAAGGCAGAGCGCCAUAAGAGUUGAAAUGGAGCAGAAACGCCAAGAGAACGAGAUGGCAAUUCGAGCAUAA